GGACAUCACUGGGUGUUUGCAGCAGUUCUGUGUACAGUAUUGCGCUGUCUGGGGAUACCAACUCGGAUUGUCACAAAUUACAACUCAGCUCAUAACACAGAAGAGAGUCUCAGGAAGGAUUUGUAUUACAAUGACAAUGGGGCACGGAUUCACAGGUCCAGGAAUGACAGCAUAUGGCACUUCCAUGUAUGGAAUGAGUGCUGGAUGGAAAGAAAUGAUCUCUAUAAGGGGUUUGGUGGCUGGCAGGUCCUAGAUGCCACUGCACAGUUGAAAUACAAUGGAGCCCUUUAUUGUAAUGGACCAGCUCCGGUGAGAGCGAUCAAGGAAGGCAUUGUGGACUUAAAUUAUGAUACAAACCUCAUCUAUUCCAAGGUGGUCACAGAGACUGUGAAUUGGGUACGAAAUACAGAUGGAUUUUUCAAGAAGGUUUUCAGCAGCACAAGACAAGUG
Molecule: messenger RNA, 450 nt
Organism: Staurois parvus
Lineage: Eukaryota; Metazoa; Chordata; Amphibia; Anura; Ranidae
Source: the annotation of a GenBank genome assembly